Molecule: messenger RNA, 651 nt
Organism: Zingiber officinale
Lineage: Eukaryota; Viridiplantae; Streptophyta; Magnoliopsida; Zingiberales; Zingiberaceae
Product: chaperone protein dnaJ 11, chloroplastic-like
Exons: 1
Coding region: 213-569 (118 amino acids)
Source: RefSeq, a predicted model, not a curated record
UUUCCACCUUGUGCUCCACCUUACCGUCGCUAUCUGAAACAAUAAAAUCCAUUGGAUUCAUUAGUCGAUCCACAGAAAGUUCAAAUCCAAAUCUAAUUCCACGCUCCUGAUUUCCCAUGGUUUUUUGCUUCAGUGUCCCUGUAUAUAUGUCACCGUUGCAUCUCGAUCUAACUCCAGGAAUUAAUUAAUUAAUUCGGUCGCUUUUAACAUCGAUGACACGCUCUUCUUCUCUUUUUGUCUACUGCCUCCCGCCGCCGCUACCGCCGCCUGCUCCCCGGCGACGCCACCUGACAAUUCGCUAUGAGGUGGCAACGCUCUACGAGGUGCUCAGGGUGCCAGCGGGCGCCACAGGCAGGGAGAUCAAGGCGGCGUACAGGCGGCUGGCGCUGACGUGCCACCCCGACGUGGCCGGUUCUGGGGAUGAGUUCAUCCGGGUCCACGCCGCCUACGCCACGCUCUCCGACUCACACAAACGAGCGGAGUACGAUCACCGGGUGAUGCCUGCCGCCGCCGGAACCUGUUCGUCGCGGCGGCCGCGGCAACGGUGGGAGACGGAGCAGUGCUGGUAGCAGUGGAUAUGGGUCGAAGUAAUUUCAUGUAUAUUUUUCAUACGAUGAAAUGCAAAAGGUUCAAAAGCUUGAAUUUAAACAU